Messenger RNA from Protopterus annectens (West African lungfish), 2062 nucleotides. It is a transcript of the gene E2F6, whose product is annotated as E2F transcription factor 6. The record is from RefSeq and is a predicted model, not a curated record. The transcript has 6 exons. Gene Ontology annotation, cellular component: RNA polymerase II transcription regulator complex. NCBI's taxonomy places the organism in Eukaryota, Metazoa, Chordata, Ceratodontiformes, Protopteridae. The coding region runs from base 294 to 1646 and encodes 450 amino acids. Gene Ontology annotation, biological process: regulation of transcription by RNA polymerase II. Gene Ontology annotation, molecular function: protein dimerization activity; DNA-binding transcription factor activity, RNA polymerase II-specific; RNA polymerase II cis-regulatory region sequence-specific DNA binding.
AGUAGAUCACAUGACUAUUAUUGUUUUGUGUAGCGCACGCGUGAACAUGUGAAAACAGGAUAUUGAAAAUAAUACGAAACAAAGUAUCAAAUGUGUUACUAGGAAUUUUGUUACACUAGUAAAUAUACUGGUCGACUGACUUUCACCCUGCAAAUAUGUUUUCUUUGUAAUUGUUGCUACUGUUCUCAGCAGACUGUCCCAUCAAAUUUGUUCUGGUACUUUUCUGAUUUUAAAGAAUUAAUGGUAUUAAUGACUUAAUGGUCUUCUUUCCCGACGUUGGUUAAUCUUUAAAAAUGGGUGAUCGUGUACGGGCUUUUAGAAAAAAUGUCAAAGUUACAAAACCUCGGUUUGAUGCCUCCCUGGUGUACCUCACAAAAAGAUUUAUGGAACUGGUCAAAGAUGCACCAGAUGGAAUUCUUGACUUAAAUCAGGUAGCAAGAACAUUAGCAGUACGAAAAAGACGUGUUUAUGAUAUCACCAAUGUACUAGAUGGUAUUAGUCUAAUUCAGAAGCGAUCCAAGAACCACAUCCAGUGGGUGGGAACUGACUUGAACGAGAGAGAAUUCUCCCUACCAGAUCAACAAAAACUAAAAGAUGAACUUUCUGACUUGAGUGCAAUGGAGGAAGCUCUGGAUGAAUUGAUCAAAGACUGUGCACACCAGCUGUUUGAACUGACAACCAGCAAAGAAAAUGCAAAAUUAGCUUAUGUAACAUAUCAUGAUAUUCGUGGUAUUGAAGCAUUACAUGAACAGAUUGUUGUCGUCAUUAAAGCUCCAGAAGAAACAAAACUGGAAGUACCUACUCCCAAAGACAGCCGUAUCCAGAUUCAUUUAAGAAGUACAAAGGGACCAGUUGAGGUUUACUUGUGUGAUGUAGGCCCCAAAGAUGAAAGCCAGUCUGAAAACGGAAGUACAAAGGAUGAAAAUAGUGAGACUUCUACAGUGCAAGAAAGCACUGCAGUGCAGGAAAUCAGUGAGACGUCUACGAAGCAAGAAAGCACUGCAGUGCAGGAAGUCAGUGAGAUGUCUGCAGUGCAAGAAAGCACUGCAGUGCAGGAAAUCAGUGAGACGUCUACGAAGCAAGAAAGCACUGCAGUGCAGGAAGUCAGUGAGAUGUCUAUGGUGCAAGAAAGCACUGCAGUGCAGGAAAUCGGUGAGACUUCUACUGUGCAAGAAAGCAAUGCAGUGCAAAAAAUCAGCAAGACAUCUAUUGUGCAAGAAAGUGCUGCAAUGCAGGAAAUCAAUAAGACUUGUCUGGUGCAAGAAAGCACUGCAAUGCAGGAAAGGAACGAAUCUUCUAUGGUGCAAGAAAGCACUGCAGUCCAGGAAAGUAGUGAGACUUCUAUGUUGCAGGAAAACACUGCAUUGCAAGAAAGCAGUGGGAUUUCCACAUUGAAAGAGAGCACUGCAGUGCAAGAAAACAAUGAGACUUCUAAUAACAUUGAGACUUGUAUAGUGGAAGAAAGCAGUGAGACUUCUAAACUGCAAGAAAGCACUGCAGUUCAAGAAGCCAGUGACAAUUCUAUGUUUCAAGACAGCAGAUCAGUAACAAAACCACCUGAUGCAGCAACAGAACAGGAAACUCUACAGAGUGACGUGACACGACUGACAGAAGAAAAGGUCACAGACUUGCAUUACAUGGUUUAAACAUUUUGUACACUUCCUGCUGGCUUUUCAGUUCUGACAUCUGCUGGUAUUUUGAGACACAUUUGAAUUCAGUCAGUAACGGUGACCAGUUGUCAUGAUGGUAAUGGAAAAUGUCGGUUGUCUGUGGAUUUUUCAUGCCUAUACACAAGCAGGAAUUUUUAAGAUGUUAAAACAGUGGAGACCUAAAUCAUGAUAAAGAAGAAUGCACUUCUGAAAGCUACUUUAUGUACUGGUAUUGCUGUGUGUACAGCAUCACUUCAUAGUCAGUGUGCAGUAUUUGAAAGCUGAAGUAGUGCAAGGCAAAAAGCAAUGCUGUGUAUUUUUCUUGUUCUUUUGUAAGACCCUUCAUUUUGCCAAAUGUUGCACUAUGUCCUUGAAUUUUUUGAUCUGAUUAAAAGAAAAAAAGAAUCCUUUGA